CUUGUUCAGCAGCCACAGAAGAAAGCUAAAAGCUCCAAUCUUUGGGAACCCAAAAUCACUACAAUGGCCAAGACGCUGAUGGUGCGUCCGUACGUUUUCGCAGCAUCGUCACGAGCAGCCAGAAAUCUCUUCCUCCGUCAAGCUCAGCCAACGAGACCCUUUGUCUCUGCUGUGCUAUUCAACAGAGCACGCACCAGUUGUACCAAGCUCCAAUCUCAUAGUAAUAGUAAAAACAGUGUUGGAGAAGAGUACAGUUGUGGGAAUUCGUUGGGGUUCUGGUUUGUUCCGGUGAGUGGUCGAAGGUUCAGCACACGGGCCACGAAUGUCAAUGAUGCUGGGUCCAUCGACUCGCCUCUCAUGCACUCCAUGGAGAAAAAGAUCAAGGAACAUCUCAAUGCAGAAUCAGUCACUGUGAGAGAUGCUUAUGGUGAUGGUCGGCAUGUCAGCAUUGAUGUCAUCUCUUCAACCUUUGAGGGACAAUCGGCUGUUAACAGGCAGAGGAUGGUGUACAAAGCCAUUUGGGAGGAGCUUCAGACCACAGUGCACGCGGUUGACCAAAUGACUACCAGAACCCCCACUGAAGCAUCAGCUGAAAAGUGAAUGCAGCCUGGUCGGUAGCUAGACUCCCUUUAAUGGAUUUCCUGGUUGUAAUGAAAUGAAACUGUUGCAUAUGUUGCUUCAUGCCUGUUGAGGAGUCCCUAUUAUAUCUGAACAACAGCUUUCAAAUGACAGGUUUCAUUGCUAAAAUUAUUUAUCAGUCUCUUGGGAUGGGGUGGUGACUCCCUUUUUCUCUCUUAAAAAAAAUCAAAUUUUGUACUUUAAUCUUGCUUCAUUGAAACCUUAAAAAGGAUCCCUUUUGAUGUCCCUUUUUGGCCAAUUCUAUGCUUUUCCACCUUCUCUAGUUAUUAUGUGCUGGAGAGUGGAAUCAUGGAUUCGUGUUGUCAGCAUAAGCGUCAAAGGAAUACCCAAACUAUGAUAGACGCAUAGA
Quercus lobata is the source of this 988-nucleotide messenger RNA. RefSeq names its product BolA-like family protein. Gene Ontology annotation, biological process: iron-sulfur cluster assembly. NCBI's taxonomy places the organism in Eukaryota, Viridiplantae, Streptophyta, Magnoliopsida, Fagales, Fagaceae. The record is from RefSeq and is a predicted model, not a curated record. The coding region runs from base 64 to 600 and encodes 178 amino acids. The transcript has 3 exons. Gene Ontology annotation, cellular component: chloroplast.